AUGAAAGUCCUCGGGAAAGACGAACCUAUCACCAAGUUCGAGGCCUUCCUAGUCAUCAAGAACGAACUGGAGUACGCCAAGCAAAUAGACAAGCACCUCUGCAGUAAGCUGAUCCUAAAAAAGGAUGACACCUUUAAAGAAAUGUAUGAGAAAUAUUUUAUGAAACUCCUAUCCGAUAAAAUCCUCUACAAAGGAAUACAAAAAUACAUCGCCGAUACAAGCCCCCACUUGAUACCAAAGGAAUUCUACAACAAGGACUCUCACGAACUGGCAGAAAUGACCAAUAGCACUUCAGACAAAAUUGUUCAGUUUUUUAAAGAAAUAAAUAUGUACAAUUUGGAUAAGAAGGAAAAAAUCCAGAUGAUCGACAUAAACUGCGUUAAUUUUGUGGACCUCUACGUGAUUAUGAACUAUGGGGAGAAAAAGUGCGAUGAAAACAACAUUGAGCAUAUGCUACACUUGUUGAAGAAGGUUCAUAUCUCUCAUGCUGAUACCCCCUCGGAGGAAAACACCUAG
Plasmodium coatneyi is the source of this 516-nucleotide messenger RNA. RefSeq lists its product as uncharacterized. Gene Ontology annotation, molecular function: nucleotide binding. Bases 1 to 516 code for a protein of 171 amino acids. The transcript is spliced from 2 exons. Gene Ontology annotation, biological process: DNA-templated transcription initiation. Gene Ontology annotation, cellular component: RNA polymerase complex. The record is from RefSeq and is a predicted model, not a curated record. Lineage: Eukaryota; Apicomplexa; Aconoidasida; Haemosporida; Plasmodiidae.